AAUUGGUUGAAUAACUGUGCUGAUGAUAUUAGUUUUUCAAUAUAUUCAGAUCUUUUUGAAAGAAAUAGAGAGUUUUUCCUUUAUCGACAAGUCUACAAUAGCUAUACUUUGCAAUUAACAAAUGCAUUCAUUAUUGAUGAAAAUUGACACAAACAAGUAGACGUUAAACCAUUUUAAUAUUUGUGACCAAUGAAACGAUAGUAAAUUUUUAUAAAACGGACGCAAGAUUUUCGAGAUUCGUAUUAUGGACUAUCCCAGCAAACGAAUAAACAGAUUACAGUCUGAUAUCGAGCUUGCGCGACGCUUUUUACGCCGACGCCAACGCCGACGCCGACGCCGACGCUGAUGCUGACGCCGACGCCGACGCAGCUUUCGUGGUUUGGACUCGACGUAGUCCGUAGCUUGGCGUCUUCCGAUCGAGCGCAGAGAAACUAAAAGGAACCGAGAGCGUAAGAGUUCUCUUGAUCAUUAUUGUCAUCAUCGUCGCCGUAUUUGCAUCGAUGUGACAACAAAGACAAUCUCAAAAUUGCGCGGCAAAAGGAGAGAGAAAGAAAACGCAAAUCAAAGAUACAGAUGGGACGAAAUAGAGAGAGUGGAAAGAAACGAAGAAUCGAAACGAUAAAAUUAAAGAAAAAGAAGACGAAGAAUAUAGACAGGAAAGAAGGGCAAAGGUAAAGAGGACAUUUCUAACGACAAGAAGAAAAGAAGCGAAAUCGAGGAGAAUAGAGGAAGGGGUGAAAGUCGACUUAAGGAAAAGCCGAAAAGGGAGGGAGAGUGUGCGAAAGAGGUACGACAGAGAAGGGGCGAUAGAGUGUGUUUGUGGGGGAGAAUCGCGACACUCUGCGUGCGGCACGAGAGAGAAACGCAGAGGAGAUCCGAAAUCGAAAAGAAAUUCUCAACUGCGGCUAGAUAGGAUGCGUGUGCUUGGGUGCGGCGUCUCGUCACCACCCGACAAACGACAACAGUUUAGCAGCGUCGAUAGCGCUCGUAAUAUCACCCGUACCAACGCCGGCGAGGCCGGUGUCGAGAACGACAGUUUCGCGAGAACAUUUACCGAGAGCGCGGAAUCAUUCGCUAGAGGUGCAAGCAGCACGCUCGUCGUCGGCCGAGUCGUCAAAGACGAGGGGAAGAGCGAGGAAAACCGGAAGAGAUCUCUUCGGGGUUUGAAAGAUCGCCGUCACUGCGACACCACAUCGUUCGGACUUGCUUCGAAAGUUGGCGAACGAGAAUACAUUCGAACCACGUGUUUUACGCUCGAAAAGUCGCGGAAACAGUUGUACGGUAUUUUCGCGAUCGACAGCGUUCCUUCGACGAGUGGUGCGAUUCUUAGGACACGGUCUUUCGCGAUCGACAUUUUCUGCAACCGGCAUCCAAAUUGAGAGAGAGCCCGUUCUUCCCUACAUGACAAUAAUCAUCGUCGUCGUUGUCGUCGUCGGAUCUGGGAGUUGAAGCGCGUCGUGGACGACGAGCGCGGCGUCGAGCGGCAUCGAGCGGUAUCAAACGGCGUCGGACAGCGGCGACGGGGUCGUGAUCAGCCGGCUCCAGCCUGGCUCUCAGACUACGUCCAGACUACUCAUGUUCAUCCCAGACACCCUGAGAAGCUGCAUGGUGGAACCGGAUGUCUCGACUUACCUGCAGGCUCCUUCCGUCGGACAGGAUGAGUUCCAUCCAUUUAUCGAGGCUCUUCUACCAUUCGUGAAGUCUUUCUCGUACACAUGGUUCAACCUACAAGCUGCCAAGAGACGAUACUAUAAGAAACACGAAAAGCGGAUGAGCUUGGAAGAGGAACGUCAGUGUAAAGAGGAACUUCAGAACGAGAAGCUGGAAGUGAAACAGAAAUGGGCCUCGCGGCUUCUCGGAAAAUUACGGAAGGAUAUCACGCAAGAGUAUCGAGAGGACUUUGUGCUGAGUAUUACGGGGAAAAGACCAGCGAUGUGUGUUCUAAGCAAUCCUGAUCAGAAGGGCAAAAUGCGUCGAAUAGAUUGCCUUCGUCAAGCGGACAAGGUAUGGAGGCUGGACCUAGUUAUGGUGAUCCUUUUCAAGGCAAUUCCAUUGGAAUCGACGGACGGAGAACGGCUAGAGAAGACUGCGGAGUGCGCGCAACCGGGUCUCUGCGUCAAUCCUUAUCACAUCAACGUUUCCGUCCGGGAACUGGAUCUCUACCUCGCAAAUUUUAUCACGAGUCACGAGGUUCUAAAUGGUAUCUGCAACGCUAGCAAGGAGGAAGACAGACGUCGAAAAGGUACAGGAUACCAUGAACUAUAUAACGGUGUUGUCUGCAAUGACACGAUCCUCGCGACAGGUGUCUUCAGCUCCAAAGAGCUCUGGAUGCUUUCAAAAGCGUCCAUACUGCAUGACCUCAGCGACAUGCAGCCUCAAAUAAACGCGAUCAAAAUAGAGCACCCGCCGUACUACUGCAGCAGCUACACCCCUCCAUCCGCAGCGACGACCGCGGAUCACGUUCAGCCGGCGGCUAGCUUCAGCCCACCACCGGUUCAUCAACUAAUAAGAAACGAUAAGACUGAAAAGCCGCCGACAGUCUCGGUUUCGAGUGCUCCGACAUUUUCAUCGGUUCUUAGGCCGGAAGAUGGACACCGUGGGAUAGAAUCUCCGCAUUCGCAAACGGGAUUGCAUUCACCUCACGAAGGAUUAACCGGUGGCUCUGGUCAAAGCAUGUCUGGACUUGCUUACUAUCAGACAGAACAUCCCGGAUCUACGGGGGUAGUAAAGUAUCCCGAGAACGGACACGAUACUCUCUCAGACUUUGUGACGUUUGUCUGCCAAGAAGCCGAAAAUACCCAGCAAUUACCCCAGACGCAGCUAACCGGACCGCGCACUGGUAUACAAAAAUUCCCGCAGUAUUAUCCGAGUUCGAUGUUACCGCCACCACCUCCUGCUCCUAUGGCCAGACCGGUGGCGAUAAUAAGAUCGACGGGUGAACUGGCAGCAACAACCGCUAGUUCGCCACCAACAUCAUCCACAUCACCCACGGAUCCAGCCGAAUUAGGACCUAACCAGGAACAGAUGACGGGAGCGGUUGGUCUCGUCGGUUCUGCUUGCCAGAAUUCUGUCGAAUCCGCUGGCCGGAAAAGUCCUGCCAGAAUUCUCGUUACACCGCACACAACCAGCAGGGAAUACACCUUUGCUCAUUUUCAUUCGCAACCCGGACAGCAAAUCUUCACGUAUCCGACCAUCAGCUCAAUGUCCGGAGUAAUUUCGCCGACUAAUCUGUCUCUAUUUUCAUCUCCUGUUUCGGUUACGAGACCGGUAGCCACCCAGAGAUCAGUCUCAAAUGUUCCACCGCGUUGGAAUACUGCGCCAUUUAUCAAUUUGGAGGACGAUUACAACAUGAUCGCGCCAAUUAUCGCUGGAACUACAAGCGAGCCACCUACUGCUAUGGAAGAAGAACGGUAUUUUCAUCCUGUGCAUACGAGUGGCGUAGUAGACAAAAAUGGCAGUGGUAAUUUAAUAGGCAACGAACUCGGAGUAAACACAGAUCCUGCAUCCCAUCACCAUCAACAGCAGCAGCAGCAGCAGCAUCAACAGCAGCAACAGCAGCAGCAGCAGCAACAACAACAACAUCAACAACAUCAGCAGCAGCAAACACAAUCAUCUUCGCAACAGCAGCAACAAGUAAUGGCAGAUAAAUCCGGUGGACCUAAAUCUCCUCCGUGACAGUGGAGUCUGAAAACGGAAAAUCUCGAGAGACUCGCAUGCUCGCGUUUUUCGAGAUCGGUACUUGGUAUCGCAUGUAAUAAUUAUUCCGAAGUUAUGGCCGAAGCUGAGUUUGAGAAUAAUCGUCAGGAAUCUAUGUCUCGUACACAAUUACGUGAUUUAAACUUACAGAGAAUAGAAUGUCUAAGAGUUCGAUCUUAAUUUACCGUUAUAAAACAAGAAUAAGAAUGCUUUCUGCAAGGAAUAUAACCGAGAAAAAAAGGAGGUUCAUUGAUUCAUGUUUAUCUCGAAAUGGAUUCGUACAAUAUAAAGUUUCAUAUUACAACAACUUAAUCAAGUAAGUUCUUCUAAAACAUAGUUAACCGCGAGAGAUUUUGCGACGCUUGGAAUAACCAUAAGAUGACGUCGCCGUGCAUGCCUUAUCCUGCUCGAGAACAGAAAAUUGUUUACAUACAAUAUCGUACAACGAAAUAUUGUUCAAGCUAUAAAGUGUAACGUACUUAGAUGAAACAAUAUAACUUCAAUUAAAAUUGAUACAAAUAGUUGAACGCGAUAUUAAGAUAAAAUAUUGUUUGGUCAUUUGUCAACAACACAAAGUGCGCUUGUAUUGAUCGAUGGAUGUUUCACGAUUUUCGUAUAAUCAUCUAAAUUAUUUUCCCUCUGUCUGUUUCUUCCUCUUCUCCCUUUCUCUCUCUCUCUCUCUCUCUCUCUCUCUCUCUCUCUCUCUCUCUCUCUCUCUUUCUAUUUUUUUUUCGUAUUUUUCUGUAUCUCGAGAUACAAACGAGAGCAGCUGAGUUUCUUCAUUUAUGCUAUUAAUAAUCUUUCUAAAGCUCGCAAUCUCAUAGUUGUAACGAUGUGGUAUAGUAUUCUUCCAUAGUGUAUUAUAAUAAAGAUUCGUUAUUUUCGUAAUAAAAUUUUCAUGAUAUAUAUGCGAGCACGUUUUUUUUAAUAAGCACGAAACUGUAAUAUUUUGUAUAAAUAGUGCUUUAUAGUUGGUAAUAAUGAAAAGAAGCAUAGAAGCAGAAACCUUUCUUUACUAAAAGCAGAUAUUAAGCUUUUGUGAGCACGCAAUAUUCUCUCCUUAUUGUUCUCUGAAAGUUUUUUCAAAUGAUCUUCUCGUUGAUCCAAUCUGCAUGCUUUACAAUGUCCUUUUAAUACUGAAAUAAGCAAUAAUAUGCCGCGUUUUAUUGCCUUGUGUACAUUUUGUGCAGCCCAUGUUUUAUCUCUUUGCCGAAAAAAUUGUUCUUCCACGAUUAUUCCAGACUUUGCGUUACGUGUUUGGAGUAUACAAGUUUAUAUAUAUUUACAUAGAAAGUUGUGUUAUACAUGUUUUGAGGUAGUGUAUCGAUGAGUAACUAUUACAGAUUUAUAUAUAUAGCUUGAACAAAUAAAAUUUGUUAUCUCGUGUAUCACAAAGAUACGUAUGAGUAAUUCGUUAGAAAUGAAUUGGCAAUGUGUACGAUUCAUAUAAUGAUCGAAUUAAUUAAACCGUGUAUAGAGUUUUCUGUGCCAAUGAAGCAGCACACGUGCGCGCUAUUCUUUUUGUAGUGAUAUUAAUAAAUUAAGGAUUUCCUAUAAACGCGGACUAAUGCGAGAGAAACGUCGAUGAUGACAAAUCGCGCUUUAAACGAGAAUUCAUCGAAUAAGGAUUUGCAAAUUUGCAAAUGAAAGGUGCUCGAUAAUACGCAUAGCGUCACCGCAUAAUGCUCAGGCUAGCAUUAAUACGUAUUAGGGAAAAGAACUAGUGAAAACUAGUCACAUCAGAGGCUGCUAAUUAGAAACAAUGUGGAUAUUUAAUAUUGUGUUUUUCGGAUAAUAUAAGCGCUUAAUUAUUUAAAUAUGUUAUUAAUGUUAUAUUGAAGAUAAUGAUGUAGGAAAUAAUAUCCCGCAUGGGCAAACAUGCAUCGAAUAUGAUUGCGAACAAAGUCCAAACUUUGUAUAAAGUUUUUCAUCGCCAAUGUAUCAAAAAGAAUGCAUAAAAUAAGAAAAAUUACUAUUAUUACGGAUUUACUGAUAUUGUAAAAUAUACUCGAUUAAAUUAACAGCUCAAAUUUUUCAUAAGAGUAAAACACUUCUAGUAUAUUUAUUAAACGAUCAGAUUAAUUUCAUCUUUAAUAAUUAAUCAAAUCAAUUUUGUCUCUUCUAUAUAUGUAAGUGGUGCGAAGAAGAAUGCUUAUAUUUUUUUCAUCCGUAAUCGAAAAAAUAUAGAUAAUAAAAACAUUCGAUUUAGACAAGCGAUAUGUUAUGUUCUUAUGUACAUUAUCUGGAUAACAACAAUCAAAUUUGUUAUAUUAUAAUACCGUUUUAUUAAUAUCAUUUGUUAAAACAAACAAUUGCGCACUCUAAUAUUUUCUCUUUUAAAUUGUUUCCUUGUUUUUUUAACACAUGAAGUUCGAUAACAGUUUAUCGGUGGUAAGGAGAGAAAAGCCGUAUUUUUGAAACUUCUUUCGCAGAUGAUUUGAUCGGAUGAUAUAGAUAUUUUUAUUUAAUUAAGUCGAAUCAAAUUUUAUCAUCAAAUUUAUUUCGAUAAUACUUUAAAUACAAUAUUUUAUUUCAUUUUCUUUUAAAAUGUAUUUCUAUUAAAAUGUAGAUACUAUCGUUAAGAUAAACUUAUAAGCCUAACGCUUGUGAACGUAGUUGAAACAGAUAUGUAUAGUUACCUAUCUGCUUGUGACUCCACUAUUUAUAAUUAAAAAACGGAUUAUUUGAUUAAAAACUCAACCUCGCUUAUUAAAAACAACAAAAUAAUCCCAAUCUAUUUAAAAUAAGUUAAUAAUUAUGCGAGGUUUAAAUUAUAGGAUAUCUAUUUUAGAAUUAUAGUUUUAGAUAGCCUAUUCAUUAUUGUGUUUGUGUGUAUUUCCGUGAGAAGAGAAGUAUAUACAAUGCAAGUAUGUGGACGCACGUGUAAAGUAGAGAGGUCAAAAUAAUAUUAACAAGAUAAAUGAAAAAGUAUCAUGUGGGCACUGUACCAGAAGAAGCAAAACAUUUUGUUACUCGAAUUAUGAAAAUAAGAUUACUGAUCGGCCGAA
This is a messenger RNA of Cataglyphis hispanica, 6704 nucleotides long. It is a transcript of the gene NfI, whose product is annotated as nuclear factor 1 X-type. Lineage: Eukaryota; Metazoa; Arthropoda; Insecta; Hymenoptera; Formicidae. The transcript is spliced from 13 exons. Gene Ontology annotation, molecular function: DNA-binding transcription factor activity, RNA polymerase II-specific; RNA polymerase II cis-regulatory region sequence-specific DNA binding. Gene Ontology annotation, biological process: regulation of transcription by RNA polymerase II. Bases 1576 to 3675 code for a protein of 699 amino acids. Gene Ontology annotation, cellular component: nucleus. The record is from RefSeq and is a predicted model, not a curated record.